Messenger RNA from Microdochium trichocladiopsis, 898 nucleotides. RefSeq lists its product as uncharacterized. NCBI's taxonomy places the organism in Eukaryota, Fungi, Ascomycota, Sordariomycetes, Xylariales, Microdochiaceae. Bases 63 to 845 code for a protein of 260 amino acids. The transcript has 2 exons. The record is from RefSeq and is a predicted model, not a curated record.
GGUCAAACACAACGAAACGACAAUGGGCCUUUCGCGGUGCAGAUACCGCAUUUCGCUUCGAAAUGGAAAUGCGGCUUCCGACACGGCGUGCGGGAGACUCGCAAGAUGGGCCAUGCAAGCCCUCGUCAAGUUUCGAGAUCAGCUCAAACACUGGUUAUACAGACACCAAGCCAUUCCCAUUCUUUCAAUUGCCGUCAGAGUUGCGAGAGGCUGUUUUGAGAUAUCUCGUCGUUUUUCCCUUUCCGCCACAUUAUGGAUCUCGCCGAAUACCCUUCCUCCGCAGAAAACAACAUCAGGAUACCGUACGUAUGGAGUUGAAGGGCGACCUCUACCCCAUGAACCUCUUUCUCGCCAGCAGGCAAAUGUAUGAGGAGGCAUUUAGGGCCUGGCGCAUCUUCAACACGUUUGUCUGGGUUGUCAGAACGCCAAAGUCUGAGCACGUCGACACCAGGUCUCUGACCGACACGUACUUGGUUGAAAUCAUGGAAGUUCGCCAUCUCGUCAUGCGCAUCGUUCAAGUCGGCGAUAGCUUGCAACUUGAACGUGAUCUUUUUCCAUUGCUUCGCAGCCUGAUCGAGCACGGCGAUCUGAGAUAUCUCGGGUUCGAGGACUUCGUCCCAACCACAGCGAUGGAGUCUCUGCUGGAUCUGCUCUCGCAUCCAUACCUGAAGCGCGCCUCAUUGCGGAUCGACUUGUGUCAGCCUGGGUAUCCCGCUUCGCGGUGGUGCCCACUGCAUGAUUACGUUGCAGAGGAUGACGCCAUCCACUGGGGCGUCUCUGUCAAGUGGCGCGAGUUCCGCGCCGCGUGCUCCAGGGGAGGAAGUGGAUCAAGACAGCAUAGGUAGCUGCAGGCUGACAGUCGGGAAGGAUGGGAUCAUGCAAUCACCCACGUUCGACC